CCAGUCAAAUAAACAAUGCCUGGGGAAGUCGGUCCUCAGGUGUCCUGUUUUUAAUUCCCUGUUGUGUGUUUCCUAAUGGAGAAAGAUAAUUUCCAGCAUUUACAACCAGAGAACAGUGGACCUUCCAGCAUGACUACUCCCAGAAGAAUUAUCCAUUUUGCUGAUGGAGACAUCAUGGAAGAAUAUAGCACAGAGGAGGAAGAAGAAAAAGAAGAACAGAGCGCAAAUUCAGCAGUUGACUCUUCUAAACUUUCAUGGAGGUCCUCUCUACUGUUUUGGGCAGCACGAAUAGCAAGCACAUCAUUUUCCACAUGUGAAUUUCUCGGUGGAAGAUUUGCUGCCUUCUUUGGUCUCACUCAGCCCAAAUAUCAGUAUGUGUUAGAUGAAUAUUAUAGGAUACAGUGUAAGGAAAAUGACAUGGAAAGUGAAGGCAAUGAAUCAAAGGCCCAGGACACAGAGGUUCCUGAUGAGAAGUGUCACCUGGAAGCUGGAGGCCAAGAGUAUGGGACCUGCUACCAAGACAGAGCAAAGGCUGUUCCUUGAUGUGAUGCAUCGUCCAGGAAGGACCACAAGCCUAGGGCCAGUCCAUGAUGAACAGCAGUGGCUGGAGUGCCACAGGAUCUCUGAUCAUGGGCAACUGGCUACCAUUGCAACAGCAUCACAGAUAGCAUUUAUGAACCAGGUUCGAUCCCAAUCUCAGAAUUUAUUUUCAAGCAUCCAGGGUAGCAGGCAAUAAUGUAAUUUUGGAUACUUUCUCAAUUUAAAUUUUAUCUAAUCCUUUACACUGUGACUCUCUCAGAGGUUCAAGUUCUGAUAGUAUAUUUAUGGCUCAGUAGUAUAAAUUUCUUAGAGAAUUUGGGACCUGGAAGUUUGGGGCUAAAAUU
Ochotona princeps (American pika) is the source of this 884-nucleotide messenger RNA. RefSeq names its product family with sequence similarity 177 member B (gene FAM177B). The record is from RefSeq and is a predicted model, not a curated record. The coding region runs from base 76 to 543 and encodes 155 amino acids. NCBI's taxonomy places the organism in Eukaryota, Metazoa, Chordata, Mammalia, Lagomorpha, Ochotonidae. The transcript has 4 exons.